AUGGCAGACGACAUCCACGGCACAAAGGAAUUCGAUCCUGAAUCCGCCCAUAACCAACGCAUCACCUUCCAAGACGGUCCUGACCGCGACACCGAAGCAAACCGUCUCGGCCGCACUCGCUCCCGCUCCCUCUCCCGCCGUCGCUCCCACUCCAGCUCGCGAAGCCGUAUCCACCCUGCGUCCCCUUACUCAGGCUACCAGAUCGAGUACCGCACCCUCUCCAUCCAAGUCACCGAAGCCAAACAGGUCGAGCCCGAUAUCGACGACUCCAAGGGUCUCAAACCAAAGACCGACGAGGAUUACUUCUCCAAGCUUCAGUACCAUGAGUUGCAGGCUGAGCAGCUGUGUCAGCAGCUCAACGUGAGCGCUGAUGCUGGUCUUUCUGAGAGUGCUGCUGCGACGAGGUUGGAGCGCGAUGGAAAGAAUACGCUGCCUCAUCCCAAGACGAAUUACAUCAAGCGCACCCUGAAAUACAUCUUUGGUGGUUUCUGUUCCGUUCUUUGGGUUGGAGCCAUCAUCUUCUUUCUCUGCUGGCAGCCUCUCAGCAAACCGCCCUCGAACCAAAACCUGUCUCUCGCCGUUCUCAUCCUCAUCGUCAUCUUCCUCCAGGCUGGUUUCUCCGCCUUUCAGGAUUGGUCUACCGCCAAGACCAUGAACUCCAUCCUCGACCUUCUCCCAUCUUUCGCAACGGUCAAGCGUGACGGCGAACUCAAGAGCUUGGCUACCAUUAACCUUGUCGCUGGCGAUGUCGUCCAUCUCCAAGUCGGCGAUAAGGUCCCUGCUGAUCUCCGCAUCAUCAGCCACUCCGGCGACAUCCGCUUCGACCGUUCCGUCCUCACUGGAGAGUCUGAUGAGAUUGAGGGUGCGGUUGAUGCAACUGACGCCAACUUUCUCGAGAGUCGAAACAUUGCUUUCAUGGGUACUACUGUCAUGAACGGUAACGGUGUUGGUAUAGUUAUCCUCACUGGUGGCCGAACUGUCAUGGGUCGCAUCGCGACUUCUACCUCUGGCGUCAAAGACUCUGCAGCUCUCAUCCAGCAGGAAAUAACUCGCUUCGUAACGAUCAUUGUUUGCAUGACUAUUGUCCUUGCACUUGCCAUUCUCCUCACUUGGGUUGGCUGGCUCCGCGUUGAUCACCAAGACUACAUGAGUGUUCCAGCAAUGCUUGUCAACGUCAUGGCUUGUGUCGUCGCUUUCAUCCCCGAGGGUAUGCCUGUAGCUGUUGCGCUGACACUCAUGAUGGUGGCUCGUCGCAUGAAGGCCGUCAACGUCUUGCCCAAGGGUCUAUCAACCGUCGAGACCUUGGGCUGCGUCAAUGUCAUAUGUUCAGACAAGACCGGUACUCUCACUCAGAACCAAAUGUUUGUCAGCUCCGUUGCCUUUGUCGACAAGAAGUUUGAAUCUUCGGAUGAAUUCGAGUACCUCGUCAACAGCAAGGAAGGCGACGAACCUUCCAUGGCUCUUCAACGCGCCGCUCUUCUCUGCAACGAUGCAUCUUUCGACCCCACAACUGUCCAUCUUCCCAUACAGGAGCGUUCUAUCAUGGGUAACGCCACAGACAGCGCCGUCUUCCGCUUCUCCGCUUCUGGUCCUACUGGCGAUAGUCUCCGAAAGACCAUGCCUCGCGUCUUCGAAGUUCCCUUCAACUCCAAGAACAAGUGGAUGUUGACCGUCUUCCGGUCCGAAGACAACAGAGGUGCUUACCGGGUUAUCAUCAAGGGUGCUCCUGAUAUCCUCCUCGCUGGAUGCACCAAGUACUGGUCCGCCGAGUCCAACUCCGUCGUCACUCUUACCCGCGACGCACGCAUCAAGUUCCAGGAGAUCCAAGACGAAGCUUCCCGCCGCGCUGAACGUGUCAUUGUUCUUUGCGAAAAGUUCAUCACUCCUCGCUCUGUCGCUGGCACAAACAGUUUUAGUGACGAGAUCACUCACUCUGCCAUCCAAGACCUCACCGUUAUUGGUAUGCUCGGCAUCAUCGACCCCCACCGUCCCGAAAUCCCAGCCACAGUUGAGCAGUGUCGACGCGCUGGAACUCGUUUCUUCAUGGUUACCGGUGACUACGCUUUGACAGCUGCCGCAAUUGCUCGCAACACUGGUAUCUUCUCAUGCCAACAGGACCCUGACACCAUUGACUCUCUCUACCCCGGUACUCCCUCAAGUAACGAGGAAAAGAAGAGCAAGAAGCCACGAAAGGGUGACCGUGCUGAAAUCAUCAAGCGAAGUCUCUUGCUCGAGGGUGCCCAGCUGAGCAGACUCAGCCAGGAGGAUUGGGAUAUCGUCUGUGCCUAUGAGGAGAUUGUCUUUGCUCGAACUACGCCUGAACAGAAGCUUCGUAUCGUCACUGAGCUACGUGAGCGCGACAACGUUGUUGCUGUCACUGGUGAUGGUGUUAACGACGCCCCCGCCCUUCGAGCUGCUGAUGUCGGUGUUGCAAUCGUUACCGGAAGUGACGUCGCCAUUGAAGCAUCUGAUCUUGUCCUCCUCGACCGCUUCGACUCCAUCGUCGAUGGUAUGCGUCUCGGUCGUCUCGUGUUCCAGAACUUGCAGAAAGUCAUCUCUUAUCUUCUUCCCGCCGGUAGUUGGUCUGAGAUCUGGCCCGUUAUUCUCAACGUCUUCUUUGGUGUUCCUCUCCCUCUCAGCGCUUUCCUCAUGAUCAUCAUUUGUGUCUUUACCGAUCUUUUCCUCAGUCUGUCGCUUAUCAUGGAGAAGGAGGAGUUCGAUCUUCUCUCUCUUCCUCCCCGCAACCACAAGCGCGAUCAUCUCAUCAACACCAAGAUUUACACACAAGCCUACCUAUUUACCGGUUUCAUGGAGACUAUCACUGCUCACGCCAUGUUUUUCCUUUACAUGUGGAGAUACGCCAAGAUGCCUGUGUCGGAGCUCUUCCUUCUGUUUGAAGGUUACUCAGAGGGUUAUCACGGCUACACUAAAGACGAGCUCAUCAAGUUCAACAACACCGGACAGUGCGUUUACUUUGUUACACUCGUCUUCCUUCAAUGGGGUAACAUCCUCGCUGUGCGAAACCGUCGCUUGAGUAUCUUCCAGGCUAGUCCUUUGCACAAAGCUCAUCGCAACCCUUGGCUUAUUCUCAGCAUGCUUAUCAGCUUGUGUAUUGCUAUCUUUGUCACCGAGGUACCUGGUAUUCAGAAAUUGUUUGAUACAGAGUCUGUGCCGAUUGAGUUUUGGUUCAUUCCUAUUCCUCUCGGACUGGGUAUCUUGUUGGUGGAUGAGAUUAGAAAGUUCUUUGUGAGAAAGUAUCCAGAGUCUUUCAUUGCUAGAAUAGCUUGGUAG
Fusarium pseudograminearum CS3096 is the source of this 3291-nucleotide messenger RNA. RefSeq lists its product as uncharacterized. Gene Ontology annotation, molecular function: P-type sodium:potassium-exchanging transporter activity; ATP binding; ATP hydrolysis activity. The record is from RefSeq and is a predicted model, not a curated record. NCBI's taxonomy places the organism in Eukaryota, Fungi, Ascomycota, Sordariomycetes, Hypocreales, Nectriaceae. The coding region runs from base 1 to 3291 and encodes 1096 amino acids. Gene Ontology annotation, cellular component: membrane. The transcript has a single exon. Gene Ontology annotation, biological process: intracellular sodium ion homeostasis; proton transmembrane transport; sodium ion export across plasma membrane.